ACUUCGACUUUAAGACAGUAGCCCUAGUAUUAUAAAUAGCUAAAGCUGGAGACAUCAACUCCAUAUCAAUCUUCGCCUCAGUCAUCUUCGAAGAUGGACUCAAGUUCGUUUCCUAAUCAAGAUACAAACGUGGAUGCUAAUAACAUGGAGAGUCCGGCAAGUGUCAACAAAGGCAAACGAAAAGGGAAUACUAAUACAAAUGAAGCUACCUCCAAGCCACCACCAAAGGUGCAGAAGAAAAAUACAGAAAUACCAACGGGUUCAAGGUCUCCUGUGUGGGAGCACUUCACAAAAACUGAGAAAGAUAUAAAAAAGUGUGACUGUAACUACUGUGGAAAGCGUAUGAGUUGUCUUGCAACUUUUGGGACUUCAAAUUUGCAUACACAUCUGGGUACUUGCAAAGAAUACAAGGCAUGGAAUGAAAAGGAGCAACAGAAUUUAGAUCAAGAUGGUGGCAGUGGUAAUCUGACAUUGGGGAAGGUUUCUAAAGAGGUGUACAGGGAGGCUACAAAUGAGAUGUUGGUAUUGGCUCAAUUACCUCUAUCCUUUGUUGAGUGUAUUGCUUGGAGACAUUUCUGUAGGAAGUGCAAACUCUACGAGCCUCAUUCUCGCAGAACAGCUACUAGGGACAUCGUGGAGUUUUUUGUUAAGAAGAGAGAAGCUUUGAAGAAGAUGUUUAAGUCUACUAAGCAGAGGGUGUCUCUUACAACAGACAUUUGGACAGCUAACGUCACAGGUGCAAGUUAUAUGGUCAUUACCGCGCAUUUCAUUGAUUCAAACUAGAAUCUAAGGAAAUUUAUUAUUGGUUUUAAGAAUGUUUGUGAUCACAAAGGAGCAACGAUAUCAGCUGUUCUUCUGGAGUGUUUGGCUGAAUGGGGCAUAGAGAGGAUCUUCACCAUCACAGUUGACAAUGCCACAGCCAAUACUUCAGCACUCACGAAGUUUAAAGAAGUAUUCAAGUUACUGGGAAAUGACUCGUUGGUGUUAGGUGGAAGGUUUAUGCACAUGCGGUGUGCUGCUCACAUUCUAAAUCUGAUAGUUAAAGAAGGGUUAGAGGAGGUGGAGGCUAGUGUGACUGCUGUCCGUAAUGGGAUCCAAUAUGUGAGGUCUAAUACUCAGAGAAGGAAUUCAUUUGAGUUGCGUGUUGAAAAUGGUAGGAUGACUAGAGGAAGCUUGCCUUUGGAUGUAAAGACUAAGUGGAAUUCAACGUAUCUAAUGCUAACUAGAGCUAUCAAGUAUAGGUUAGCAUUUGAUAAGAUGGAAGCUGAAGAUAAACUCUACAAUGACUACUUUCUUGAGGUUGACAAAGAUGGGGAAGAAAGGGUUGGACCACCUACUUCAGUUGAUUGGGAGAACAUUGAAAGACUAGUAAGCUUCCUGAUUAUCUUUUACAACUCUACACUUGAAGUUUCUGCAUCUACUAAAGUUUGUGCUCACAAGUGCUAUGAUGAGAUUGUUAUAGUCGAGAUGAAUCUCUCUGAAUUGUGUAUGAGUAAUGAUGCCGACGUACGUGACAAAGCCUAUGAAAUGAGAGAGAAGUUUGACAAAUAUUGGGAUGGUUUGAAGACUAUUAAUAAGCUUCUGAUUGUUGCUAGUGUAUUUGAUCCUAGGAACAAAAUGCAGUUUGCAAAUCUUUGUUUUGUAGAGCU
Molecule: messenger RNA, 1649 nt
Organism: Arabidopsis lyrata subsp. lyrata
Lineage: Eukaryota; Viridiplantae; Streptophyta; Magnoliopsida; Brassicales; Brassicaceae
Exons: 2
Coding region: 94-783 (229 amino acids)
Molecular function (GO): DNA binding
Source: RefSeq, a predicted model, not a curated record